UUGGUGCGGAGACGGUCUCUUUUAGAAAUGGUGCUGCCACAGCUGUUUGAGAGAGCCAUGCUUCACUCGCUCAUCCUGGUGCUCAGCUGGACUGUGAUCUCUGAGGUUGUGAGAGCUCAGAAUGACACGGAGCCGAUUGUCCUGGAGGGCAAAUGUCUCGUGGUGUGCGACUCCAACCCGGCCACGGACUGGAAGGGCUCGUCCUCUCCGCUUGGCAUCUCGGUGCGCGCCGCCAACUCCAAGGUGGCUUUCUCUGCAGUCCGAAGCAACAACCAUGAACCAUCCGAGAUGAGCAACAAAACAAGAAUCAUCUACUUCGACCAAGUUCUUGUGAAUAUAGGAAACUACUUCACAUUUGAAUCAGUGUUUUUGUCACCAAGAAAAGGAAUCUACAGUUUUAACUUUCACGUCAUUAAAGUGUACCAGAGCCAAACCAUCCAGGUGAACUUGAUGUUGAAUGGGAAGCCAGUCAUCUCGGCCUUUGCGGGUGACAAAGACGUCACUCGCGAGGCAGCCACCAAUGGAGUUCUGCUCUACCUAGAAAAAGAGGACAAAGUCUACCUAAAACUGGAGAAGGGAAACCUAGUUGGCGGAUGGCAAUACUCAACAUUUUCUGGCUUCCUUGUUUUCCCCCUGUAAAAAAAAAAAAAAAAAGAAAAGAAUAAGAAAAAAAGAAAAAGAAAAGAAAAGAAGAUUAUGUGCUUACUGACUUUUUUCCACAAUGUGUUGUACACUGUAUAAUCAAAACAUUGCUGCAUCAGUUGGAUCUUGCCAAACGAUCGGGAAAGAUGGAUGGUGACGGAUCACAACAGAGAGAGGAAAGCAGACUUUGGGAAAAUGUUCACAUUCUCCGGAAAUGUCGAGUCCCCUCCCAGAUGAGAGAGACUUGAAGUGCUCCCUAUCGCCAUGUUCCUGUCACUCAAGCAGUCUAGGAGAGGAACACUAAAACAUCCCAAAAGUAUUUUUUCAAAUGCCAACUUCUUGGAAUAUGCUUAGCAUACUGAUAGUAUUUUUUUUUUCUCAUGGCAACCCUUGCAGUACAUCUUCAUCUUCGAGUACAUCUGCUUCCUGAGUGUAUAUAGCCUUGUAGUUCUUGAGUGACAUCUCAUCACCACGGCUUAAAAAUCACCCCGAACCAUUUUUAUGAAACUAGGUGGAUAGAACUAAUUAAGCUGACUCUUAUAAAAAGACAGAUUGAGGAAGGAGAGGGAAUACUUGCCUCUUGGUUGAUAACGUUAUUAGCGGUGGUGGCAGACUGCAUCCUGCUUCCUAGAAUUUAAACGUGACAUCGACCAGGGGGUGGCAAUUUGCUUUUCACCUUCGUGUAUUCACGGCAGAA
This is a messenger RNA of Myripristis murdjan (pinecone soldierfish), 1339 nucleotides long. RefSeq names its product cerebellin 4 precursor (gene cbln4). The transcript is spliced from 3 exons. The record is from RefSeq and is a predicted model, not a curated record. The coding region runs from base 28 to 639 and encodes 203 amino acids. Lineage: Eukaryota; Metazoa; Chordata; Actinopteri; Holocentriformes; Holocentridae. Gene Ontology annotation, molecular function: protein binding. Gene Ontology annotation, cellular component: synapse.